Messenger RNA from Drosophila novamexicana, 2337 nucleotides. It is a transcript of the gene GCC88, whose product is annotated as GRIP and coiled-coil domain-containing protein 1. Lineage: Eukaryota; Metazoa; Arthropoda; Insecta; Diptera; Drosophilidae. The transcript is spliced from 4 exons. Gene Ontology annotation, cellular component: Golgi apparatus. Bases 182 to 2260 code for a protein of 692 amino acids. The record is from RefSeq and is a predicted model, not a curated record.
UUUACACGUAGUAAAUGUAUAUUUUGAAUGCUUCUCUAGCGCAAAAUAAUUUUAAAUAACACGCACUAGACUGCACAACAGAGCGUCCCAGCGUUCAGGCUUGGUACAGGGUAUCAAGUAGUCGCUAAUGCAGCUGCUUUCAUAAAACCUUGAUUAUAAUUGUGAUUGGAGCUUAUGCGAAAUGGAUAAACGACAGCGCGAGCUGGAGGCUCUAGUGACCACGCAGAAGGAGCAACUGUCGCGCUACGAGAAGCGACUCAAGGACGUGGUCACUGCGUACAAGGGGCUGCUCAAGGAGAAGGAAGCACUCGAGACGAGCCUGGCGGCUCAUGCGGAAGCUACGGGCGUCAAAGACGCAAGUGCUGCCGCAGGCGCUGUCACAGCCGAUGGCCAAGCCAGCGGGGAUGCUGCCGAUGGAUCCACUGCCACUGGCACCAGUAAUGGCAGUGAUGCGUCUGGCAACGAUGAAAAGGGUCAGCUGCAGACGCAAAUCAUAACGCUGAUGAACUCUCUAGCCACGCUGUCGGCGGAAAAGUCGCGCAUGGAGGCCUCUUUCCAGGCGGACAAGAAACAGUUGCGCGCUCAGAUAGCGCAAAAGGAGCAGAGCAUACAGGAGCUGCACGCCAAGGCCAAGGAGCAAGCGCAGCGUGCUAAAAAUGACGUGGAUGAGGUGAAGGCCAAGUGGAUCAUCGAGCGACAGGAACGCGAAAAGGAGACCAACAAUCAAAUGAUAAUGCUGCGUGAGCUUCAAAAGCUGUAUGCGGAUGAACGCCACCUCAAGGAGAACAUUGAGAUGCAGCUGAACAACUUUAAGACGCAAUUCGCCAGCAACGAGGCCGAGAACAGUCGCCUGCGGGAGCUGCAGCUGCAGCUAAAGGAGGCGCGUGCCCAACUGAAACAAUGCCAGUCGAAGGCGGAACAAACGACUGCCGCUGCCGCGGCCACUGACAGCAGCGCACUGUUGCAGCAGGUGCGCCAGGAGAUGCAGCAGCUCAAGGAGCAGCAUUCGGUGGCCAUCAAGCAGGAGCAGAGACGCGUGCUGCGCGCCGAAGAGCAAAGUCGACGACAGGCAGCACUGCACGAGGAUCGAGUGGCCAAUUUGGAGGCACGCCUAGCCGAGCUGAGCAGCACGGUGGGCAAUUACGAUCGCUUGCGCCAACAUGAUCAGAACAGCAUACAUGCGCUCAAGCAGCAGCUGCACGAGCUUGAGCAGGCGCAAACCCGUACAGCGCCCGCGUCGCGACUACUCAACGAAAGCGACGCUGACAUGAGUGCUCUGGUGGAUGAAAUUGGACGCCUAAAGAAGCUGCUGGCCAAUGCCAAUGCGCACUCUUCCAAUCCAAUGGACCUCAGCCAGGUGCUGGGCAGCAGCAAAGCGGCCGUAACCGCCGAUAGCCACGUGCACUGCGAGCAACAGCUGCAGAGCUUGCAGCAGUUGCUGGAGAACGGCAAGCAGCAGCGUUUGCAGCUAGAACAGAAGAUUCGUCUGCAACAGACGCACAUACAGACGCUGCAGGACAAGGUGCAGGUGCUCAAUCGCAAUAUAGAUGAGGCCGAGCAGGAUCUGAAGCAGCAGGGCGACAAGAUGCGUCUAGCGCUCAAGAACGAGCGCGCCAAAUGGCAGGAGGCGAAAGCGGAGCUAGAGAACGAGACACGCUGCAAGCUUAACGAGCUGGAGCAGCUGCUUCAAAAGCAGCGGCAGCGUUCAUUACAGCUGCUCGACGAGAAGGAGCAGGAGAUUAAGACGCUGCAAACCUCCUUCGAGGUGUUUCACAAGCCCAACACUUCGCCCCUGGAGGCCAGUGAAGCGUUAGCCUACUCCUCGGACGCAGACAGUGUUGAAGUGGAUGGAGAACGCGAAGCAAAACUGAAGGUGAAGCCGAAAAAGCUGUCCUUGAGCGAAAACUGUCACAUGCUGCACUAUGCCAAUGAGCUGGCGCGCAAGGACAUUGAAAUCACAACACUCCGCAAAUCCAAAUACGCGGCCGAGUCCACGCUGCGCAAGGCUAUACAGGACAAGGUCACCGCACAGCAGGAAAUGCACGAGAAGAUCGAGUUGCUCGAGGAGCAGGUGGACAGACUGGAACGCUGCAAGACGCGCGAAGGCGCCAAUUUGGAGUACCUGAAGAACGUCAUCAUUAGCUUCAUUGUCACUCGGGAUGCCGAUGACAAGCGUCACAUGUUGAACGCCAUCAGCGCUGUGCUGCAGUUCACCAGUGCCGAGAUGCAGACCAUUAACGCAGCAUUCCAGAAGAAAUAGCAUUCGAUUGAAACAUUAACAGUAGAUCAUGUAUAGAACAGAUUACAUAUAUACAUAUAUAUAAAUACAAAAGUUAU